Messenger RNA from Myotis lucifugus (little brown bat), 565 nucleotides. RefSeq names its product killin, p53 regulated DNA replication inhibitor (gene KLLN). Lineage: Eukaryota; Metazoa; Chordata; Mammalia; Chiroptera; Vespertilionidae. The record is from RefSeq and is a predicted model, not a curated record.
AUGGCUUUGGACUUGGCGUCCGUGGAAGCCCCUCGCUCGGCGGCCGCGAUGAUCAGGACCGCAGCCGGGUACUGGCUGCUGCAGGGGCUCAGUAUUCUGCAACGUCGGCAAGAAAUGCUUUUCUUCUACGCCCGAUAUCUGGGCGCCCCAGCAUCGGGGCGGGGCCGAGGAGCCCGAGGAGGGUUCACAAGGCGGUGGAGGGAUACCCGGGCCGCGGCCGGAACUACUUUCAGGAGGCGGUCACGUGUGUGCCUAGUUGGGGAACUUUCCAAAUUCCCACUCCCCUGUCAGAGCCGGAGAGGCGAGUGGUUCGCUCCCUUCGCCCGCGGUGCGCCCGCCCGGUGCAGGCGGCGGGACCCCAGGGCCGCCCGGUUCGCGAGGGGAAAACUCGCUCGGGAGAGCCUCCCACCGGAGCUUCGCGGGGGCUGACGACGGGGAAGCUGGUUACACAAGCACCCACAUCCAAGCACGUGCCCCCGCCUCCCCGCGCGCUGGCUGCCGCCGCUGCUCCUUGCAGACCUCGGGACGAGCGUUCCCAGGCUGCUCCCACCCUCCUAGCUCUGGA